Molecule: messenger RNA, 2962 nt
Organism: Parathielavia appendiculata
Lineage: Eukaryota; Fungi; Ascomycota; Sordariomycetes; Sordariales; Chaetomiaceae
Exons: 2
Coding region: 268-2709 (813 amino acids)
Biological process (GO): chorismate biosynthetic process
Molecular function (GO): 3-phosphoshikimate 1-carboxyvinyltransferase activity; 3-dehydroquinate dehydratase activity; shikimate 3-dehydrogenase (NADP+) activity
Source: RefSeq, a predicted model, not a curated record
AAUCUGCCGAUACUCGAUAUCAAGACAGCACUCUCCCCGGCUACAGUCAGUGAUAUAGCAUGCGGUCUGAAUACUUGAUCAACCAUUGUCCAUGUCCUCCGCAGCCAAAGAACCAUGUCAAAUCUUUCUCUUGACGCGACCUGACUGAUCCUUCACCGCUCCAAGACUCCAACUCCGUUACUCGAGAACCUUGGCAGUGCAAGAAACCAUUUAAUUUGGGCAGAAUUGAGUGAGCGCGGGAGUCGGCGGCUUGGGUACCCGACCGAGAUGGCGCCCCCUAAGAAUGAACGCAUCUUCGAGCCCAAUGCCUCCAUUGUCCUCGUCGGCUGCCGCGGUGCCGGCAAGCGCACCCUGGGCUUCAUGGGCGCCCUCCAUCUCCGCCGCCGUCUCGUCACCGAGGACCACUACUUCGAAAAGAUCACAGGGCUCUCCCGGGGCCAGUAUCUUUCCAGGCACGGCAGGGAGCACUUUGCGCGCCAGAACAUGCACGUCUUCAAGUCCAUGCUAGACGCGAACCGGACCGGGUGCAUCAUCGAGUGCGGAAUGAGCAGCCUCAGCGACGAGGCCCAAGAUGCCCUGCGACAGUACUCCAGGACACACCCCGUGGUGUACAUCCACCGCGAAAAGGAGCAGAUAUCACGUCUCAUGGAUGCCGCUGACGCCCAGCAGUUGUUGAAAGCGGAUGGCAAGCACCGGGACUGCUCCAAUUUUGAGUACUACAAUCUUUACGACGCCGCUUCAACGCCCUCUUCAACCUCAGGGACAACCUCGGGAAGAAGCACACCAACUAACGGCCGGCAGCAGCAUGGGCCAUCGAAACUAUUGGGUGCCCGAGAGGACUUUGCCAGAUUUCUCGACAUCAUCACGGGGCGCGGCGCAACAAAGGCCUGGUUGGAAAGCCCCUUCUCCGUCGCAGCCAUUCCGCCCGAGUUCCGCUCUUACUCAUAUGCCCUGCGGUUGCGUCUCUCGUAUCUGAUGGACAUGGACCUGGAAUGGGAGGACUUUGAGGCAAGGGGUGAUUGCGUCGAGCUGAUAAUCGACCACUGGCCCGAAAAUCUCCUGAAUAUUAUCGCAAGGCAAGUCGCCUUGAUCAGGAGGAAACUGGGCGUACCAAUCAUCUACCACGUUGAGGAGUAUCCCCGCGGAGAACGGCGGAGGCCGCCAGAUGAGAAAGAUGCCAUGGACGCCGAGCUGCUCGAGCUGGGCAUGCGGCUCGGCGUCGACUACAUCAGCGUGGACCUGCAGCGUAGUGAAGCCUUGGUUCACCGCGUGCUACAACACCGGGGCAGGUCAAAGGUCAUCGGCAACUACUGGUACAUGGGCCUCGGCGCGCUUCCAUGGCAGGACGAGCGACAGAUCGAGAACUACAAGGCGGCACAAGCCCUCGGCUGCGACAUCAUCCGCAUGGUGCGCUUCUGCGCAAACGACAGCCCUAUCGAGUAUCUCGAAGACUUUAAAGCACGCGUCCAAAAAACCAUUCCCGACCCCAAACCACCACUCGUCGCCUACGACUUCUCCGUCCUGGGCGUACGCACCCCGCUGCAGACGCGCAUCCUCGGUCCCGUCAAACACCCAGACACGGAAAACGAGCGCGAUCAUCUGGCUACCGUUACGGACCACGCCCACGCCUUUGAGCUUCUCUUCCGCCAGUUCCUCCUCGACCCCCUCAACUUCUACGUCCUCGGCUCGCACGUCUCCUACUCCCUCUCCCCGGCCAUGCACAGCGCCGCCUACGAUUUCACAAGAAUGCCACACACCUUUCAGGCCGUCCCUUGCUCGACGCUUGACUCGCUCGACCAGAUCUGCUCCUCGGACGCCUUUGGCGGCGCCUGCCUGACGGCGCCCUUCAAGAUCGCCAUCAUGCCCCACCUCAAACUCAAGUCGCACCACGCCACGGCCAUCGGCGCCGUCAACGUCCUGCUGCCCCUGCGCGGCCGCACGAGCGGCACCGUCCUGGACCACGCCAACUCGCGCAACAGGGCCGGGCCAGCGAGCGAGUUCUUUGGCGACAAUACUGACUGGAGCUCGAUCCUGACUUGUCUCCGACGUGCCAUCAGCCCGAGAAACUAUGUGCAGCCGUCGCGGACCACGGGCCUGGUGAUUGGCGCCGGCGGGAUGGCCAGGGCCGCCGUCUACGCACUGUAUCAGCUCGGGUGCAGGAAUGUUUUUGUGUAUAACCGGACCGUGGCCAGGGCGAGGGAGGUGGCGGGGCACUUUAAUCGGUGGGCUGCUGCUGCUGCUGGCCAGCCCGCGGCAGCAACGGGGACGGUGAAGGGGGGCGGGCGCAGCCCGAAUGGGCCAUCAUCCGGGGCGAGAGAGGUGGUGAGGGUGAUUCCCUCGCUGUCGGACUCCUGGCCUGCAGGCUAUCAGCUGCCAACCAUGGUGAUUUCGUGCGUGCCGGCGACGAGCGUGGAUGGAAAUCCGCCGGCGGAUUUUGUGAUGCCCCUGGAUUGGCUGCGGAGUCCGACUGGCGGUGUGGUUGUUGAGCUGGCCUAUGAACCUCUCGUGACGCCGCUCGUCGCGCAGAUGCGCGCGAUACGCGACAACCUGUGCCCGUCGUGGGUGGUGGUCGACGGCCUCGAGGUUGUCGCCGAGAUGGCGAUUGAGGCGUUUGAGUUGAUGACGGGGCGCCUGGCGCCGAAGCGGCUGAUGAAGGAAGUAUGCCGCAAGACGUGGGAGGCGCAGCAGCAGCGGAGGGCAAUCACUUAAGAGUGGUUUGGUGCUGGUUUCUCCUCCGGCGGAUCCGGGUGUUACUGGAACGGGAGUAGGUUGUGAUGUGUUUAGGAAUGAAUACCCGUAUGGUUAGCUGUUAGUUUGGGCUGAUUUCAGUUUGGAUGGGUUGUGCUGGCCUAUACAGCAUUGAUGGAUUGUGGUCAAAUCAUUGAGUGAUCGUCAUACGCAGACGUUAGUGGAGUCAUCCCAUGAUGCUUGCAAUGCGACGACCAACCAUGCUUGCAAUGCG